AUGGAUUGGCUAUCUGCCAAUCACAUUCUCAUUGACUGCAACGAGAGAAAGGUGUUGUUUCUUAGCUUGGAAGAUGAAGACCUGUUGAUGUUCUCACAACAGGUGGAGAAGGCAAUGAAGGAAGGAUCUCAAUGCUUCUUGAUUCUGACUCAAUUGUCCGUUGAGACUGAAAGCGGACCCUUGGAGACACCUGUGGUAGGGGAUUUCUCAUAUGUGUUUCUCGAGGACGUCCCUAGCUUACCCCCUACUAGGGAGAUUGAGUUCUCGAUUGAUCUGGUGUCGGGAGAAGGACCAGUGUCUAUAGCACCUUACAGAAUGGCUCCUGCUGAGCUAGUGGAGUUGAAGAAACAAAUUGAAGAGCAACUGAAUAAGUUAACCAUCAAGAACAAGUACCCUCUGCCCAGAAUUGACGACUUGAUGGAUCAGUUGCACAGUGCUGCAAUGUUCUCCAAGACUGAUUUGAGAUCAGGAUACCAUCAUAUUUUAGUCAAGUCUGAUGAUGUGCAAAAGACCGCUUUCAGUCCAGGUGCGGGCACUAUGAGUAUGUAG
This is a messenger RNA of Vigna unguiculata (cowpea), 549 nucleotides long. RefSeq lists its product as uncharacterized. The record is from RefSeq and is a predicted model, not a curated record. Lineage: Eukaryota; Viridiplantae; Streptophyta; Magnoliopsida; Fabales; Fabaceae.